AGCUCUGUAGAAAUUCGACCAGCAUUAGGACCUGGAGGAAUCCCAUUGUCUCCUGCAUCAUCUGGUACCAUAUCGACAGGAGAGGCAGCAUCGAGAGAGGGGAGAAAAUGGCCAGUCAGUCCCAAGGAAUACAGCAGCUUCUCCAUGCUGAGAAACGAGCGGCAGAGAAGGUCGCCGAGGCCCGGAAACGGAAAGCUCGGAGACUGAGACAAGCGAAAGAAGAGGCCCAGGGUGAGAUUGAGCAAUACCGUCAGGAAAGGGAGAAGGACUUCCGACAUAAACAGGAAGCGGUCAUGGGCUCUCAGGGUAACCUGGCUACGGAGGUGGAGCAACUCACGCGGCAGAAAAUCCAGGCCAUGCAGGCCAACCACCACCGCAACAAGGAGAAGGUCCUCCGACAACUGCUCACACUUGUGUGUGACAUCAAGCCGGAAUUCCACGAGAACUACCGCGUGCAAAUGUAGACGGGCUUCACGUGUAAUUGGACGGAAGCGGACUCACUGUGGACUGUGUUGUGAUCAUCUUGAGUAUUGUUCCCUUGCUUGACCUUGUGUAUUAUACAUUGCAGACACUCCCCGACUUGCGUUAAGGUUUACGACCUCGCAUAAGCCAGACGUUACGUAGGUAAGUCGGAGACGGAUGCAUGUGUAUGUGUAAAUCUACUGUUCGUACUGUGUGGUGCCAGUGGGAGUGGAGACCACGGUGGAGCUCCAUGGUGGGGACCACGGGGGAGCUCCAUCAUGGGGACCACGUGGGGAGCUCCAAUAUGGAGACCAGGGGGCUCAGUGGGGACCACAGGGGAGCUCCCGGGGUGGGGACCAUGGGGAAGAGCUCCAUCAUGGGGACCGCAUGGGGAGCUCCAUCGUGGAGACCGAGGGGGGUAGGGACCAUGGGGGGGGGAACUCCAUCAUGGGAACCACAAGGAGAGCUCCAUCGUGGAGACCGGGGAGGGUAGGGACCACGGGGGAGCUCCAAUGCAGGGACCACAUGCGAGCAUCCACGAGAACAGCAGACUGGCUUGCGGAAACGGCCGCAUGCAACAGUGCAUUGCUACUGCAGUUUAGAAAUAAAGCAGCGGGCCUGAAGAAUUGCUUACGAAAGUGCGAGUUGACACGAGUCACCUGUUACGGAAGUCGGGGAAGUGCCUGUAUACAAUAAGUUAUUGUAUUCAUUAUCCGGUAGCAAUUAAGUUGCAGAAAAUAUACAGCAUGUGGAUACCCAACGUUGAUGUUGAUAGAAAAUAGACACAAAUUGCUGGAGCACCUCAGCGGGUCAGGCAGCAUCUCUGGAGAGCAUGGAUAGUUGAACCUUCAGGUCAGGAACCAGCUCCUGUUUAAAGAAGGGUCCAGACCCGAAACAUCACCUAUCUAUGUCCCCCAGAGAUGCUCCCUGACCCAUUGAGUUGCCCCAGCACAUGAGUUCUAACUCGCUCAGUUCUAAAGGCUCGGCUGAUUAGGUGAAAAUAUCAAAUGUAAUAACAUGGAACGGCAGAUGCCGGUUUAUACCAAAGGCAGAUACAAAAUCCUGGAGUAACUCAGCGGGUCAGGUGGCAUACCCAGAGAACAAGGCUAGCUGACGUUUCUGGGCAGAACCCUUCUUCAGUCCCUGAAGAAGUCUUAAAGUAUUAAGAAAACAUGUGCAAUAUUUCUGGUUGACUCCCUUCGUUAGACUAGGCUUUCUUGAUAGUUUUAGAUGCCUUUGGGGUCGGAAAGAAGGGUUAACAUAGAAACAUAGAAAAUAGGUGCAGGAGGAGGCCAUUCGACCCUUCGUGCCAGCACCGCCAUUCAUUGCGAUCAUGGCUGAUCGUCCCCAAUCAAUAACCCAUGCCUGCCUUCUCCCCAUAUCCCUUGAUUCCACUAGCCCCUAGAGCUCUAUUUAACUCUCUCUUAAAUCCAUCCAGUGAUUUGGCCUCCACUGCCCUCUGUGGCAGGGAAUUCCACAAAUUCACAACUCUCUGGGUGAAAAAGUUUUUUCUCACCUCAAUCUUAAAUGACCCCCCCUUUAUUCUAAGACUGUGGCCCCUGGUUCUGGACUCGCCCAACAUUGGGAACAUAUUUCCUGCAUCUAGCUUGUCCAGUCCUUUUAUAAUUUUAUAUGACCAUAACCAUCACCUAUCCGUGUUCUCCUGAUCUACUGAGUUACUCGAGCAUUUUGUUUCCAUCAAAAGUAUUGAAUGGUUUUACAAUACGGAUUCCAAUUUGUGUUAGGUUCAAAAAAUCCAGAUUAAUUCACUUUUGGCACAUACUAAAAUCCAUCUUACUUCUGAGCUCCUUAUCAUUGACAUUACAGGCUACCUGGACCCACUGACUUCAAACUAAAUGAAUUCAAACAUAAUACUCUAUCCUCCAUGGCCAGAGUGAGUCCCACCAUAAAUUGGCAGAGCAGCACCUCAUAUUUCGCUUAGGCAGUUUGCAUCCCAGCGGUAUGAACAUUGACUUCUCCAAUUUCAGGUAGUCCUUGCUUUCUCCCUCUUUCCCCUCCCCUUCCCAGCUCUCCCACAGCCCACCGUCUCCGCCUCUUCCUUUCUUCU
Leucoraja erinaceus (little skate) is the source of this 2530-nucleotide messenger RNA. Its product is annotated as V-type proton ATPase subunit G 2-like. Gene Ontology annotation, molecular function: proton-transporting ATPase activity, rotational mechanism. The transcript is spliced from 3 exons. Lineage: Eukaryota; Metazoa; Chordata; Chondrichthyes; Rajiformes; Rajidae. Gene Ontology annotation, cellular component: vacuolar proton-transporting V-type ATPase complex. The record is from RefSeq and is a predicted model, not a curated record. Gene Ontology annotation, biological process: proton transmembrane transport. Bases 108 to 464 code for a protein of 118 amino acids.